AAUGGCAGCCGCCCGAACCCGGUCAGCCCACGGGCCAGCCCAGCUCUGUGGCUCUGGAGCGGAGUGCUAGAGGAGAUCUCGGGGGUGUAGCCGACUGUGAUCUUGAUUCCCCUUUCCCGACAACACUCAAAGUCCACCACCGAUAAGGAACAAUGAGCACGUCUGAGUGUUUGGACCGUAUGGAGCUCUGUGAGAGCCUGUUAACAUGGAUUCAAACGUUUGGAGUGGAGGCCCCAUGUAAAACAGUUGAAGAUCUGACCAGUGGGAUUGUCAUGGCCCAGGCUCUACAGAAAAUAGAUGCGCAGUACUUUAAUGAAGCAUGGAUUAGUAGAAUUAAACCAGACGUUGGAGACAACUGGAGGUUGAAGAUCAGCAACCUGAAAAAGGUUUUGAAAGGAAUUUUAGAUUAUAAUCAAGAGAUCCUCGGUCAGCAUAUAAAUGACUUCAGGCUGCCAGAUGUUACCCUUAUUGGAGAGCAUUCGGAUGCUGCAGAACUUGGGAGAAUGUUACAACUCAUACUGGGCUGUGCUGUCAGCUGUGAACAAAAGCAAGAAUACAUUCAGACUAUAAUGAGCAUGGAAGAGUCAGUGCAACAUGUCGUCAUGACCGCCAUCCAAGAGCUCAUGAGUAAAGAGACUCCAGUCACCACCGGAACGGACUCUUAUGAGGACCUGGACAGACAACUAAAGAAGACAGUUGAGGAGCUCAAUGAGGCUUUGAACACUAAAGAAGAAAUCGCACAGCGGUGUCGAGAACUUGACAUGCAGGUGGCAGCUUUACAAGAUGAGAAAAGCAGUUUGCUGGCAGAGAACCAGAUUUUGAUGGAGAGACUUAACCAGUCGGACUCUAUUGAGGAUGUGAACAGCCCUGCUGGAAGAAGACACCUCCAGCUGCAGACACAACUGGAGCAACUACAGGAGGAAACAUUCAGGCUUGAAGCGGCCAAAGAUGACUAUCGGAUCCGCUGUGAGGAGCUUGAAAAAGAACUUGUAGAUGUGAAGUCACAGAACGAAGAGCUGUCAUCACUAGCAGAUGAAGCCCAGUCUCUCAAGGAUGAGAUGGAUGUUCUCAGACACUCAUCUGACAAGGUCUCUAAACUAGAAGGCACAAUAGAACACUAUAAGAAGAAAUUGGAGGACAUGGGGCUACUCAGAAGACAGAUUAAGUUGCUAGAGGAGAAAAACACAGUAUUGAUGCAGACCAAUGUUAGUUUAGAGGAGGAGCUGCGAAAGGCGAAUGCUGCUAAGGGGCAACUGGAAACAUAUAAAAGACAGGUGGUUGAACUUCAAAACAGGUUAUCAGAGGAGUCCAAAAAGGCAGACAAAAUGGAGUUUGAAUAUAAAAGACUUAAAGAGAAAGUGGAUUCUCUACAAAAAGAAAAAGAUCGUAUGCGUUCAGAGAGAGACUCGUUAAAAGAGACAAUAGAGGAACUACACUGUGUACAAGCUCAAGAGGGACUCACUUCAGGCGUAUUUCCACUGUUGGGCAGUGAUGGUUCAGACUCUCUGGCUGCUGAAAUAACCACACCAGAAAUGAGAGAACACCUCAUACGUUUGCAGCAUGAAAACAAGAUGCUAAAACUGGCCCAGGAAGGUUCAGACAAUGAGAAAAUUGCAUUAUUACAAAGUCUACUGGAGGAUGCCAACCGUAGGAAAAAUGAACUGGAGACUGAAAACAGAUUAAUCAAUCAGCGUCUUAUGGAAGAAUCGAGUCAGGUGGAGGAGCUGCAGAAGUCUCUCCAAGAACAAGGCUCUAAAGCUGAUGAUUCUUCCAUAAUAAAGAAGAAAUACGAAGAACACAUGGAGAAACUACAGGAGUUGAAUAAUGACUUGCUGAAGAAAAAUGCUGUGAUUGAUGAGAUGGAACCUAAAUACAAUGCCAGUUGCCAACGCGUUGAAGAGCUUGAAGAUGCCUUGAAGAAGAAAGACGAUGACAUGAAACAGAUGGAAGAAAGAUAUAAGAAAUAUCUCGAAAAAGCCAAGAGUGUUAUCCGAACCUUGGACCCAAAACAAAACCAGGGCUCAGGUCCAGAGGUCCAGGCUCUGAAGAACCAGCUGCAAGAAAAGGAGAGGAUGUUACACUCAUUGGAGAAAGAGAUGGACAAGACAAAGACCCAGAGAGAUUACGAGGAGAAGCUGAUUGUGUCUGCAUGGUACAAUAUGGGUAUGUCUAUGCAGAAGAAGGCAGCAGAAGACAGACUGGCUAACACGGGGUCGGGUCAGUCCUUUUUGGCUCGGCAGAGACAAGCUACCAGCUCCCGGCGCUCCUACCCAGGUCAUGUGCAGCCAGCUACGGCCAGGUAGACUGCUUCUGCUAAGAAAGCCCAGCGCCUGUUUUAAGGCUCAACUUUAUCUUUACAGAAGACAUGGUUCUAUGAUUGUGUGGUUUUCAUUUUUGUCUUAAAUUCAAUGAGCUACAGAUUCUAUCUUGCCCAUUUUUAUUAAUAUCUUGACCCUUGCCAAUUCACAACCCAGCAUUUUGAGUUCCCUCCUUAGAUUACAAUGGGUUUAAUCACUCCACAUACAAUAGUUUUUUUUCUACAUCACAAAUAUAGACCUCCUUCCAGAGCCUUUAUGAUUGAUUGAUGUUGGUUUUCUUUGUGUUAAACUGGGAUUUGAAUUCUUUUUUUUAAUAGUUUUAACCAUAGAUUUGUUGUAAAGUGAUGGUUUUGUGCAAUGUUUUGUUGUUUGUAUAUCGUAUUACAUCUGUAAUGUUUGCUUCAAACUUUAGAUAAUCAAUUCACUAAACUUAAAUAUCAUAAAGUAUUUAUGUAACAGAUUUCCUAAACCACAACAUGGUAAAAGUGCAGCAAUAAUGACAGAUGGUUAUCUCUAACUGACAGUUAUUUUGUGUAGCCACUUAAACUGUGCCAGCUUUUACAGGGUAGUCUGAAACAUGCCUUAUGUGCCAUAAAGACACACAAACAUAAUAGAGCUAUAUUUAGACUGAAUACCCCAAAACGCUAGCAUGCUGAAUGCAGUGUAUCACAGUUAAAUGCUGGAUAAAUUACAGGCCUUCAAAAGCUUAAUGUAAAAUCGUUUAAUAUCUGUGAUAUAUCUUUAAAUUCAAUAAGCAAUAAUUGGAAUGUUGCAAAUAUAGUCAAAAUCAGAUGUUGCAUCCUACUCAUUCCUUGUGUAUUAGAAGUUUAAUCAGAAUUUCCCAAACAUACAUUCUAAAUACUUCCUGAAUGCAAAGACAGCCUCUCAAUGUUAUUUUGUCAUCUAGUGUGUCUGACUGUUGUCUUUUUGUCUCCUCCCUCAACAGCAAUAUCACUGCAUGAUUGGCCCUUCUCUGAACUGCCAAGCCUGGUUUAGCAUGGUCUUAGUCUGUUCCAGCUCAGGCCUCUGCUGCAUGAACUGUCUUCUGUUUGCAUGAGUUUACAUUGACUACAAACCUCAAGCAACAAACUAAAUAACCAGCAGCCUGCAGCAGCAUGUGAACUAACCCCUGUCCACCGUCAUGCUGUGUAACGGUCACAUGAGUCAGACUCAGUAACUCCAGCUUCUCUAACCCUGUCUGUUUUAACCCCUCUCUUAUGGACCUUACACCUGUCAACUUAGCACAUCAGUCAAGUCUGUUACCACUUGUUUUGUUACAAAUCUCAAACAGACACAAUAUCAGUUUAGCUGACUGUCUGUUACAAAGGAAGUAUUUUAGCUUAGUCUUUUAUUUUAGAUUAUUUUAUAUGGUCUGUUACAUGAUACCUCAAAUAUGUCACCUCCUCAAAUCUUUUGAUGGUAACAUUAUAGGCAUUUGUUAUAAAGAAACAUUUUUGAGGUGUAAGUUACAUUGGCCGUCCUUGUAUGUCACUAUAUUUGACUUUGAUUAUGUCUGGGAGAGGCAUGACUCCAGCACUGUAAUGUUUGGAGCAACAGGCUAAUGACCACUCCUACAGUUGGAAUGAAUUUAGCAGUAAUUUAAGUGUUUUAACAUUUGUUUUGAAUAUGGUUUUAGACAUGAGCCCUUAUUAAGCCUAUCUGUAUUGUUCUAGAGAGCAAAUACAGUUUGCCGUCUGAUGUACUGAUCCAAUGCAGUAUUUGUUACGUUAUUCAUGUAUACUUAACUCUGCAUAUUCAUUGUCUUACUAUGAAAACUAUAUCAGUAUAAUUAACCUAGGUUGCAUCAUGAUAAUCAUAGCCCAUGGAGCUUUUAAUUGCAUAAUAUAUAAUCAUUAGUAUGUUUAAGAGAGGGGCUUAAAGGCUGUUGAUGAGGGCCUUAUGUUACAUUCAUACAGAAACCAGGCCCAAUAGUCUUUUGGUGUAGUAUAACAUUUGACAUUGAUUCUUCAGCCAAAAUGCCAAGCUAACAGCUUACAUACUCUCAUACUCCUUCAGACUUUUAAGUGUUUAACUGUAAAUUAAUUUUGCUAGUAUUAAUUUUUCACUAUAAAAUGAUGACAUAGGAUGCAAAAGAGGUAUGUAUGCAUGAUACAGGCAUAUAUGCAUAUGUCUUAUGAUUGAGAGAGAUGCUUGAAUCCUCUUUGCCCAGUUGAGUGCCUUGAAGUAUUUAAAAGAAUGGGGGCUGGUGGUUUUACAGGACAUUGCCUCCACCCUGUAUGAAAAGAGACUUCUCUUCAAACAAAUGUGUUCAGGCUUAAUGAGGGCUGUAACUUUUAAUUUUACUAAAUGUAUAUUGUGUAACCUAAUAUUGAUUCAUGCAGUGCAUCUUAAUGGCGUAUUUAUUCCUCUGCCACUUUGACAGAUCAGUGUUUUCAUUUGUAUAAUUGCACAUAUUUUAACUGUUGGAGGUGAUGUGAACUCCCCAUAUGGCAUUUUGUACUGUAUAUUCUCCUAUGCAACCAAACAAGCAACACUGACCUGCAGUGUUCUCAUAAACAAGGCACACAUAUUAUUAAAAGGGUGAGUGCAAUUUGGAAACACCGCAUAGAUUGGGGUAUUUUUUGCUUAUAAUUUUAUUUUCAUAAACAUUUUCUUAUUAAAACAAAUUUUACAUUUUAUUUAUUUUAAACUCAAGCAUAAGUCACAAAUACAAACUUGCAGUCAGUAUUAAGCACAUUAAAGUGUCUAAUUCAUAUUGGCAGGUGUACAAAAGUUUUCACAGUCCUCCAUAACCGUCCACAAAUAUCCAUUUUGUGAAAGGCACAGAACACUUCAUCAGGGACUAUUUUGGAGUCAAUAAAUUAUUACUUUUUUUUUUAUUAUUAUUAACUUGUUGCACCCUUUAACUUUUUUCACACCAGCCACUCGUUUUUUACAGUGUGUGUCUUGAGUUGGAGUGAAAGUUUUUUGUUCUUACAUAUGACGUUGUGAUAAAUCAUCGUCACACUAUCGCAAAUUUCUAUAUUUGAAAUCCUUGCGAUGUAAUUUUGGGGUUUUAGUAGUGCAUACGUUACAAACAAAACCUUAAGUUAAUUCCACUGUUAACAAUGGCGCCAUUAACAGGUGAAACUGUGGAACUGCAUUAUGAUUAUUUUAUUUUUAUUUUUUUUACUGAAAACUUUUUUCUCAACAUAUCCAAGUAGCAGAUACCUUUUUCCAUUUGCCAAGUUUUAUAUUGCCUGUAUAUGACUUCACUUUGUAUAGACAUAGUGUCAGAAGUGCAGUUCUCCAGUGGAUAAUGUUGUGCUUCCUACACUGCAAAACCUGGAGAUACCAUGUAAAUAAAGCUUGUAUAAAAAGGACCUG
Periophthalmus magnuspinnatus is the source of this 5645-nucleotide messenger RNA. RefSeq names its product hook microtubule-tethering protein 3 (gene hook3). Gene Ontology annotation, cellular component: centrosome; cytoplasm. The record is from RefSeq and is a predicted model, not a curated record. The transcript has 23 exons. Gene Ontology annotation, molecular function: dynein light intermediate chain binding; microtubule binding. Lineage: Eukaryota; Metazoa; Chordata; Actinopteri; Gobiiformes; Gobiidae. The coding region runs from base 153 to 2303 and encodes 716 amino acids. Gene Ontology annotation, biological process: cytoplasmic microtubule organization; cytoskeleton-dependent intracellular transport.